AUCGUAGUAGGAAAUGAUGAAUCACACCAAGGUAAACAAAGAUGGCUGCUAGGUCUAGUGCUUAUCCUUUCUACUCUUUCCUCUUCAUUUCUUCCAUUUUGUUCAUUUCACACAUCAAUGCCACCCAAACACAAGCCAAGCCCCCAGUAGUAAAGGGUCUAUCAUAUUCUUUCUACUCUAAAACAUGUCCCAAACUUGAAACCAUUGUUAGAAACCAUCUCCAGAAGGUCUUUAAAAAUGACAAUGGCCAAGCUCCUGCCUUACUUCGUAUUUUCUUCCAUGAUUGCUUCGUUCAGGGAUGUGAUGGGUCAGUGCUGCUAGAUGGGAGUCCAGGUGAAAGAGACCAACCAGCCAACAUAGGCAUAAGAAGUGAGGCUUUGCAAACCAUUGAUGACAUAAGAGCUCUUGCUCAUAAGGAGUGUGGAAGGAUCGUUUCCUGCGCAGAUAUCACUGUCUUGGCAGCUCGUGAUGCUGUUUUCCUAAGUGGAGGCCCCAAUUAUGCAGUUCCACUAGGAAGACGAGAUGGCAUAAGCUUCAGCACAUCAGGAACAAAAAAUCUGCCAUCACCGCUGAACACUACCAGCGCCACCCUCGACGCUUUCGCAGCCCAAAGCUUCGAUGUCACCGACGUGGUUGCCUUAUCCGGGGCACACACGUUUGGCCGUGCCCACUGUCGCACCUUCUUCAACAGGCUCUCUCCCCUCGAUCCCAACAUGGACAAAACCCUAGCCAAACAGCUCCAAGCCACGUGUCCAGACGCAAACUCCGGCAACACCGCCAACUUGGACAUCAGAACCCCCAAAGUCUUCGACAACAAAUACUACCUUGACCUCAUGAACCGCCAGGGCGUCUUCACCUCCGACCAGGACUUGCUCACUGAUAAGAGGACAAAGGGGUUGGUCAACGCCUUUGCGCUCAACCAGACACUGUUCUUCGAGAAAUUUGUGGAUGCUGUUGUGAGGCUGAGUCAGUUGGAUGUGCUCACUGGAAGUCAAGGUGAAAUUCGGGGAAAGUGCAAUGUGGUUAACAGUAGCAAGAAAUCUUUGUUGAUGUCUGCGGUGGAAGAGGUUGUGCAAUUCGUUGAUCAGUUUUAAGUUGAAUUUUCGUACUUGAUUUUUAGUUGUGCAUGGGGUCCUUCUAGCUUGUGUGUUGUUUGCUAAGGAUGUGGGUGUUCUAUUUUGGACCUUUUUGUUUCAUGUUUAACGUGUAUGACUCUUGUAGUAAGAAUAAAAUGUUCAGUAUGUACUUGAGUUCACAAAUCGCCACACAAAACAAAUAUUAUAUAUAGAGAGAUGGUCUUUGAUUUUACUAU
This is a messenger RNA of Cajanus cajan (pigeon pea), 1312 nucleotides long. Its product is annotated as peroxidase 12. Gene Ontology annotation, biological process: response to oxidative stress; hydrogen peroxide catabolic process. Gene Ontology annotation, molecular function: heme binding; peroxidase activity. The record is from RefSeq and is a predicted model, not a curated record. Lineage: Eukaryota; Viridiplantae; Streptophyta; Magnoliopsida; Fabales; Fabaceae.